This is a messenger RNA of Symbiodinium necroappetens, 1410 nucleotides long. The record is from the annotation of a GenBank genome assembly. Lineage: Eukaryota; Dinophyceae; Suessiales; Symbiodiniaceae.
AUGCCAUCCCUUCGCCCUAGACUCGUGUCGACUGAAAGUGCAUGCGCCUUCCUCAAGCAUGAUGGCGUGGUUACUUGCUGGGGCAAAUCAGAUGCGGGUGGUGACAGCAGAGGGCUCCAAGAGCGGCUUCAAGAUGUGCAAUCGGUUCAUGCUACCGAUGGCGCUUUUGCUGCACUGCGGAAGGAUGGUACUGUAGUGAGCUGGGGUGACCAGACGUUUGGUGGUGACAGCACCUCGGUCCAAGAUCAGCUUUAUGACGUGCAAGAGAUCCACUCCACUGAUGGUGCCUUUGCUGCUUUCCGAAAGGAUGGUGUCGUCGUGAGCUGGGGCGACCGUCAUUGUGGGGGUGACAGCACGGAUGUCCGGGAGCAACUCAGGGACGUGCAAGAGCUGCAUUCGAAUCGGUCGGCAUUUGCUGUAAUCUGCAAAGACCGCAGCGUGGUAGCCUGGGGCGCACAUAGGAGGGGUGGCUCGAGCUACCAUGUCCAGAAGCAGCUUUGCGACGUGCGAGAGAUCUGCUUUAAUCGAGUAGUGUUUGCUGCCAUCCGGAAGGAUGGGACCGUGGUUAGCUGGGGCGAUGCGGAAUGCGGUGGUGACAGCAGGCACGUGCAAGAUCAGCUUCAUGACGUGCGAUCACUUCACUCCACUGAGUGGUCCUUCGCCGCCAUCCGAAAUGAUGACACCGUGGUAACCUGGGGUGACCAGACGUUUGGCGGCGAUAGCACGCCUGUUCAGAAGCAGCUUUACGAUGUGCAGCAGAUUCAUUCCACUGAUGUAGCAUUUGCGGCACUCCGGAAGGACGGUGCUGUGGUCAUCUGGGGUGGGAAACUCAGGGGUGGUGACAGCACAAGUGUCCAAGAGCAGCUUAAAGAUGUACAGCAGAUCUAUUCCAACAAAGUAGCUUUUGCAGCAACUCGAAAGGAUGGUGCUGUAGUGAGCUGGGGCGACGCUGUUGACAGCACAGGUGUCCAAUCGGAGCUCCAAGAAGUGCAAGAGAUUCACUCUGCAAGUUAUGCGUUUGCAGCGCUCCGUAAAGAUGGCACGGUGGCAAGCUGGGGCGAUCAACGUUGUGGUGGCGACAUAACCUCUGUCCAGGAGCAACUUCAGGAUGUCACUGCGAUUCACGCCACUGCACAAGCCUUUGCUGCACUGCGAAAGGAUGGUACCGUGGUAAGCUGGGGCAAGCCAGGAUAUGGUGGCGACAGCAGGCACGUGCAAGAGCAGCUGCAGAGCGUGCAGGAGAUCCACUCCACGAAACUGGCUUUCGUAGCAGUCCGACAGGAUGGCCAGCUUGUAUUCUGGGGAUAUCCGGACAUGGAGGACAAUAAGAGCUUUCCAAAGAUACAAGAGCCACUGGUUCGAGAAACUGAUGACUCUAUGGUCACUUUCUGUUGCCGUUUGGGGUGGUGA